Messenger RNA from Papilio polytes (common Mormon), 954 nucleotides. RefSeq lists its product as uncharacterized. The coding region runs from base 104 to 619 and encodes 171 amino acids. Lineage: Eukaryota; Metazoa; Arthropoda; Insecta; Lepidoptera; Papilionidae. The record is from RefSeq and is a predicted model, not a curated record. The transcript is spliced from 4 exons.
AAUUAAACAGUCUUCAUUUUGAACAAGAGACGGCAGCACGUUUCGGUUUCAGAUUAUAUUGUUUUCGUAAUUAUGAUGCAUUUUUAAAUACUUUAUAACAAAAAUGUCUAUUUUAUUGGAGCUAUGGGCGUUGCUAAAAUUGGUGGCGACUGUCUUUGUGUUACCAUUCUAUGGUCUAAUGGCUAUAGUGAUUCUCGCUUUUUCAUAUAAAGAUUAUGUAGAACAGUUCUUCUUCCUCGCAGUAUUCAUUAUUAUGGUGGCAGAUGUUAUUUUUGAUAUAUUAUUAAUGUUGGCGUCUUAUAAAAAAAGCUUAUGCAUGUUCAAAAUUUAUUACGUGUAUGGAAUUAUUUACGCAAUAUCUGUACCGACGGUUUUUAUAUCAUGGUUGUUAUACUCGAUACACGUUCAUGAUAUGGACUGGCGUAGACCUCAAGCAAAGAAGGAAAUUCUAGUAGCUUCAAUUAUAAUCGCCGGUGUCUUAACUGUACACGCAUGCGCUUUAUUUUUAAUUAAAAAAGAAAUUAAUAAGAUAAGAAUGGGAUGCCAAUGUAAAUUUAUAAAGCAAACUUCGGCCUCCCGGAACUCUCUGUUACCUUCGAAGAAAGAACAAGAAAUUUAAGGAAGAAUGAAUGGAGGAAAUGUUAGUGGAAUCACAAUCUCAUGUCUAGACAAUUUCACAUGCUAAUAAUGACUAUUACUAGUAUAGGAUAUUAUUAGCAUGUGAUUAUUAGUUAUUUGUGUUAUUAUUACCUUAAUAGAUAAUAAAGUUACACGCAAUAUUAGUACAGUUCGACUGUACAGUUAAAAAUGAAGGUGUAGGAAGCUUGUGUGUACUUUGGACAAAGAUAUUUAAGAAAUACGUAGACUAGACAAAGUGAACAUUUGUUUUACUAUAAUUUCUUUGAAAGGUACUAUGAAUGAAUGAAUGAAUGAAUGAUUGAACGAAUGAAUGAU